GGAAUCCAUAAUUUUAUCAAUGUCGCAAUGAAUGGAAGUCAAAUGACGCAAAAAGGUUCAAUAAACAGUGAAAAACAUAAUGGAAAAUAUAUGUAACAUCAACUAAAAGGACAAUGUCUGUUAAAAAUGACGAGAUGUCUGCGAAUAUUCGGAGCUUAUUCGUUCAGGCUGACGAGGAGGCACUCGACGAUGCUGCUCCUGGCAUCGUUUAUCCUCACGAUCACGAUUGUACUGCAGCUGUACUCCUACCGGCACCACGAGCAACCACACAUGAGACCGAGGAUCGGUGAUUUUGACUACAGGCCGGGGUCCUUCCUUAAGGACAUACAGCCGCUUGAGAAUACCUCCUACUGUGAAUUCCGAUACGGCCUGCCAGAGACACUCAAAUGGGGAACCUUUCGCGUACAUCCAACGCCCGAAGCGGGACACUUAAGCCCAUACAGUGUCAUUUACAACGCCAUCAAAGGAAAAGCCUUUUCGAAUGUCAGCAAGUUUGAAGCAGUAACGUACGCCACACAAUCGACCCCCGAAUUCAUCUAUCACAUUAUAGAAAUCGCAAGGUACUGGGACGGACCCAUAAGUCUGUCCGUGUUCGUCCCGGGUUACGAUUUGGAUUUAACCAUUCAAAUAAUGACCCAACUUUGUCACUGCUAUUCUGGAAUGGCAAAAGUAUCCCUCCAUUUAUUUUACCCUAGAAAACAUCCGCCGAAAAUAAGGACCAAAGAAGAAAUGGUGACUACUACAACUGUCGCGACAACGACGUCGAAUAUCACGAUAGAGGAGAUAUUGAGAGCUAAAUUGGAUAAAUUUAGGAAUUUGAAUAAUAAGACAAGAGCGGAAUACAUACAGUGGGUGAGAAAGAACAAGAUCCAGAGAAUGAUGGUGCGUAUGCCGAAGAAGCGAACUUUGGCGCCUAAUUUGAGAUUCGACGAUUGUUCGGGGUUGGAGACGUUUGAUAUUGCGACGUAUAGAAGAGAGUAUAACAUGAUAUACCCAAUAAACGUCGGAAGGAACGUAGCUAGGAAUGCGUCGAGGACGAACUACUUUAUAGUGUCAGAUAUAGAAAUGGUGCCGAGUGACGGCUUAGCUCCGAAAUUUCUGACAAUGGUGAGGAAACUUAUGGGCGAUAAGAAACGCGACGAGGGCUGUAUAUUCGCUAAGGCUGUCUUUGUAGUGCCGCUGUUCGAGGUGGAGAGAGGGGAAGAGAUCCCUCGCGACAAAGACACGUUAGUGAAGAUGGUUGCCUCGAACCGAGCAGCGUAUUUCCACCAGAAGUUCUGUCCGCACUGCCAGCGGUUCCCUGGUCUGCAGACGUGGCUGACCAGACCCUCGCAGAACAUCGUAGAGGCCAUGCUGAUUGCACGCCGGGAGUACCCGUACCACAGAUGGGAGCCGCUCUACUUCGGCACCCACAAGGACCCCUGGUACAGCGAGAUGCUGUCCUGGGAGGGACGGCAGGAUAAAAUGACACAGAUGCUGGAACUCUGCCUCCAAGAGUACCGCAUGGUCGUCCUCGACGGGGCAUUUCUCUGCCACGCUGCGGUCUCUAAAACCGGCUCGCACCACACCCGCGCUGAAAGGGUUAACACGCAACGGUACCUUAAAAUCAUCGGUGCGCUAAAGAAGAAGUACCCAGACAGACCGCAGUGCAAAGUUAUGUGGGGUUGCCGGGACUGAAACUGGAAUUGGUAAAAGGGUUAAAUGAGUAUUGUAUGUAAGGUAGUGCAAGGUUAAUGCCCAUUUCGCCAUCAAUCCCUAAUUUUUAAGUGACUCUGUUACCAUAAUUAUUAACACAAGAGGAUUUUUGUUUUCAUAGGGGUCACUUAUUUUAUUUUUAUUUUUCUUUAUUCAGAAAACCACAGCUCUUUAUAAUAAUAAUACAAACAGGUAUUUUUGUUCUUACAGCCAA
Molecule: messenger RNA, 1909 nt
Organism: Ostrinia nubilalis (European corn borer)
Lineage: Eukaryota; Metazoa; Arthropoda; Insecta; Lepidoptera; Crambidae
Exons: 4
Coding region: 127-1677 (516 amino acids)
Source: RefSeq, a predicted model, not a curated record